AUGGAGGUGAAGGACACUACACCUCAAUAUGGCAACUCUCACCAAGACUUACCUCUGAGCAUGUCUCAGCGGCAUGGUCUUGACGAGGUAGUGAGGGUGUCUCAGCAGCAUGGUCUUGACGAGACAGUGAGAGUGUCCCAGCAGCAUGGUCUUGACGAGACAGUGAGAGUGUCCCAGCAGCAUGGUCUUGACGAGACAGUGAGGGUGUCUCAGCAGCAUGGUCUUGACGAGACAGUGAGAGUGUCUCAGCAGCAUGGUCUUGACGAUGUAGUGAGGGUGUCUCAGCAGCAAGGUCUUGACGAGACAGUGAGGGUGUCCCAGCAGCAUGGUCUUGACGAGACAGUGAGGGUGUCCCAGCAGCAAGGUCUUGACGAGACAGUGAGGGUGUCCCAGCAGCAUGGUCUUGACGAGACAGUGAGAGUGUCCCAGCAGCAUGGUCUUGACGAGACAGUGAGGGUGUCUCAGCAGCAUGGUCUUGACGAGACAGUGAGAGUGUCUCAGCAGCAUGGUCUUGACGAUGUAGUGAGGGUGUCUCAGCAGCAAGGUCUUGACGAGACAGUGAGGGUGUCCCAGCAGCAAGGUCUUGACGAGACAGUGAGGGUGUCCCAGCAGCAUGGUCUUGACGAGACAGUGAGGGUGUCCCAGCAGCAAGGUCUUGACGAGACAGUGAGGGUGUCCCAGCAGCAUGGUCUUGACGAGACAGAGAUUUGGUCUCUUCCUAGCAUUUAG
Procambarus clarkii (red swamp crayfish) is the source of this 729-nucleotide messenger RNA. Its product is annotated as uro-adherence factor A-like. Lineage: Eukaryota; Metazoa; Arthropoda; Malacostraca; Decapoda; Cambaridae. The record is from RefSeq and is a predicted model, not a curated record.